AUGCAACUACCGCUCUUGUCGUGCGGCCUCUGGGGCCUGCUGGCCGCUACCCAGGCGGCUGCCACCGCCCUGACAUACAAGAUCAACGCGAACGAGGAAGCAUGCUUCUACACGGCGACGCAGAAGAGCAACGAGAAGAUUGCCUUUUACUUCGCAGUGCAAUCUGGUGGCUCGUUCGACAUCAACUAUCGCGUGACCGGACCUAACGACAAAUACAUCAUGGACGGUGAGAAGGAACGGCAGGGCGACUUUGUCUUUACGGCGCAGGAGGCGGGUGAGUACAAGUUCUGCUUCAACAACGAGAUGAGCACCUACACGGAGAAGUUUGUCGACUUUGAGAUUUCGGUCGAGAACGAAGCCCGCGUCAGCCUCCCCUCGAAGCAGGGCGCCUCCCCGGAACAGACCUCCAGCCUGGAGGAAUCAUUGUUCAAGAUCUCGGGCCAGAUGUCGACCAUCACCCGCAACCAGAAAUACUUCCGCACGCGCGAGAACCGCAACUUCAGCACGGUGCGCAGCACAGAAGGGAGGAUCGUCAACUUCAGCUUGAUCCAGAUCGCGCUGGUCGUCUGCAUGGGCGCUCUGCAGGUCUUUAUCGUCCGGUUCUUCUUCCAGGGCGCGCGGAAGGGUUACGUAUGA
Messenger RNA from Dichotomopilus funicola, 636 nucleotides. RefSeq names its product emp24/gp25L/p24 family/GOLD-domain-containing protein. The transcript is spliced from 3 exons. The coding region runs from base 1 to 636 and encodes 211 amino acids. Gene Ontology annotation, cellular component: endoplasmic reticulum; endoplasmic reticulum-Golgi intermediate compartment; Golgi apparatus. Gene Ontology annotation, biological process: intracellular protein transport; protein retention in ER lumen; endoplasmic reticulum to Golgi vesicle-mediated transport. Lineage: Eukaryota; Fungi; Ascomycota; Sordariomycetes; Sordariales; Chaetomiaceae. The record is from RefSeq and is a predicted model, not a curated record.